Dromiciops gliroides (monito del monte) is the source of this 2399-nucleotide messenger RNA. RefSeq names its product myeloperoxidase-like. The record is from RefSeq and is a predicted model, not a curated record. Gene Ontology annotation, molecular function: peroxidase activity; heme binding. Lineage: Eukaryota; Metazoa; Chordata; Mammalia; Microbiotheria; Microbiotheriidae. The transcript has 15 exons. Gene Ontology annotation, biological process: response to oxidative stress. The coding region runs from base 1 to 2277 and encodes 758 amino acids.
AUGAACACAUAUCUUAAAGCCGAGCUUCUGAAGACCUUUGUCCCUGCUCAGAAAUCUAGGGGAAGGCAGGACUAUAAAAGAAGACUCACUGUCUCUUACUGCCUGUCAGGGAUGCAGAAGAAGAAGAAGACUGCUGCCAUGGAAGUGCUCUGGAUUCUGCUGAUGCUGAAUCUGCUCCAGCCCUUGGCAAAGGCAUCAUCAGACACCACCGAUGACCUGUUUACCUAUGAGGAUCUGAUGAGCUGUGUGGAAGAGGCAAAAGAGAUGGUGGAUGCAGCCUAUGAGAGCAGCCAAAAGAGAGCUCACAAUGCCCUGGAGAGUGGCAAGGCCACCCCUUUCAAUUUCAUGAAAUACCUCAAAGAACCCAGAGGAGGAACCAAGGCAGCCACACAAGUAGCUGAUUACACAGAACUCACCCUGCAGAUCCUGAAGGAGAAAGCGUGGCCCACUCUGGGGGACGUGAAUAUCACAGAUAUAUUAAGUCCCCUGCAGAAGGAACAGAUUGCUCGAGCCACGGGCUGUGUCUCCUACACACAUACUACAGAAUGUCCAGAGAUGAGCCCUUAUCGGACCAUCAGUGGGAAGUGCAACAACCGGAUGUAUCCGAACAGAGGAGCCUCCAAUCAAGGCUUUGCUCGUUGGCUCCCAGCUGAGUAUGAAGAUGGGAUAUCUCUUCCGAAGGGGGCUACUGCAGGAAAGCUUUUUAAUGGAUUCCCUCUCCCGCUGGUACGACAAGUGUCCAAUGAGCUGGCACACGUUUCCAAUGACAACAUCACUCAUGACCAGAACCUCUCAGUCAUCUUCAUGCAGUGGGGACAGUGGGUGGAUCAUGACUUGGACUUUUCCCCGUCCAGCCAUACCAACCCCAAAAAACAAGUUCCAUGUGGCUCUACCAACUGUGAUUUUGACUCCCCCUGCUUCCCUAUUAAGUUUCCUCCCAAUGAUCCCAGGAUCACCACCAGAGGCAUCUGUAUGCCGUUCACCCGCACAUCCUCCGCCUGCAACCCCGACUCCUUCGUCCGGGAGCAGAUCAAUGGCAUCACCUCGUUCUUGGAUGCCAAUAUGGUGUAUGGCAGUGAGGAUGGCCUGGCCAACUUGCUUCGCAAUAAGAGCAGUGACAUGGGCCUCUUGGCUGUCAAUGAGGAGUUCCAGGAUGAAGGACUUGCCUUCUUGCCUUUUGAGACUUCAACUCCAAACCCUUGUUGGCUUACCAACAAGGAGGCCAACAUCUCUUGUUUCAGAGCUGGGGACUCAAGGGCAAAUGAGAACUUGGGCAUCAUGGUGUUCCACACUAUCUUCCUUCGGGAGCAUAAUCGCCUUGUCUCAGAACUUAAGGAGCUGAACCCACAUUGGGAUGGGGAAGUGUUGUACCAGGAGGCUCGGAAAAUCAUCGGGGCCGUGAUUCAGAUCAUCAACUUCAGAGACUAUUUGCCUUUAGUCCUAGGAAAUGAGAAAGAGCAAUAUAUCCCUCCCUACACAGGCUACAAUGAGUCUGUGGACCCCUCAGUGGCAAAUAUUUUCUCGUUGGCUUUCCGAUUUGGACACAGCACCAUUCCAUCCUUCAUGUCCCGCUUGAAUGAAAAGUUCCAGCCAAAUGGUCCAAACUCAAUUAUCCCUCUCCACCUUACUUUCUUUGCUACCUGGAGGAUUAUCUUGGAAGGAGGCAUUGAUCCAGUUCUCCGAGGACUACUCAUCAACCCAUCCAAGUUGUUGAAGCAGAAUGCAAUCCUGAAUGAAGAAGUCCAAGAGCGGCUGUUUAAACAGACUGAGGUCAUGGGCUUAGAUCUGGCUGCUAUCAAUAUGCAAAGAGGAAGAGAUCAUGGCAUCCCAGGGUACAAUGCUUGGAGACGGUUUUGUGGUCUCUCAGAGCCCCAGACCGUAGAGGAACUUGGAGAUGUUCUCCAGAAUAUAGAAUUGGCUGAGAAAUUACUGGCCCUGUAUGGGACAGCAGACAACAUUGACCUGUGGAUUGGGGGUCUGACUGAGCCUUUUGUUCCUGAUGGAAGAGUGGGACCUCUCCUUUCCUGUCUGAUUGGCCGACAGUUUCAGCAGACUCGAGAUGGGGACAGGUUUUGGUGGGAGAAUCCGGGGGUUUUCACAGAAGAGCAGGUAGAAUCCUUGAAAAAUGUUUCCUUGUCUCUCUUGUUCUGUCACAACACCCACCUUUCUGAAGUCCCCAUGGAUGUGUUUAAAGUCAACAACUAUCCUGAAGACUUUAUAAAUUGUGCAGAGUUUGGAAAGCUUGAUUUGUCUCCCUGGAAAGUCCCAAUCGAAUAGAAAGGGCAUCUUAGGAGUUUUCUUCAGCAGCAGGAUCCUGGCAUCUCUUUGGAUAAGUGAUGGAGGCCAAGAGGCAAGGAAAACUCAGGGCUCUUCUGGCCCAGAACCCAGCAGAUGCUCCC